CGAAAAGCGUUGAGAUGCAGCAAACAAAUAUAUUUCAAAUAAUAAUAUAGUUCACUUAUUAUUAUGAUGAUUAACGAAGCAUCAACACUUCCGAAAGAAACCGUUUGUGAAUCUCAGCUCCAGUCCAACUUUACCACGGAAGAUUCAAAUUUUGGUGGUUCCAGGAGGGCAACCAGUGUGUCCAGAAGGAACAGCGAGGUCGGAGGACAGGGCAGCACUAGUAGCAACGAGAACAGCCUCAGCAACCUCAAUUUCAGUUACCAAGCCACGAGUGCGGGCCCGAUGGAUCCUCCCAUGCAUAGCGAACAGCAUGCGGAGCUCAUGAAGAAACUGAACGAAGCAUCGAGAACGUCCGUGAAAAACCAUCACACGAACCAUCAAGCCGCAGCCGCAGCCUCAAGUGCUUGCGUCAACAAUCCCGGCGUCUCACCGCAAAACGGGCGAUCCUUGUUGUCGGAUCCACUCGAGCUAUUCGUCCAGCUCCAAAAGCAAAAGGCAGAGGCGUCCAAUCGAAUGGGAGGAAGCAACAGCACCUGUUCUGGUUCUUCCCUGCAGAACAGUGUUUCGUUCUCCCCGAUGUCUUCCUUUUCAAGAAUCAACACGAUAGGUUCUAUUUCCAAYGUUGGAUCCUUYGCAAACAUGGGAUCUCUGUCCAAGCUGAGCAAUGGGAAUCUGUCUAUGGUGCUCUCACAAGGAGCUGCAAACCGGCCCAUGAACGGCAUGAACAACCAGUCCUGGGGGAAUCUACAUCUCAACAACACACACAUGAGCAAUAACAUKAACAUGAACGACCGAAUGCAAUCGAGUCUCCCCGGCAUGAACAUCGCCGAGACCUUUGGUGGCGCCAAUGUGAACAACCUGCGGUCGAUGAACAUGGCGGGCAUCGGGAGGAACAUGAACGUAGGCGCUGGUGUAGGGGACAGGAGCAACGAUUUUCCCCUCAUGGCUGAUCGCAUCGGGGCUACCUUUCACGAUCUAGGAAAUGCCCCGUUUCCUACUAACACCAGCAACCCCACUGUAGGCGGCAGCGCGAACUUCCGGCGAACGGAGGGUUUUUUCUCUUCCGAGGGAUUCGCAAGUAACGCGGCGAACAACAACAACAACACUAGCAGCAGCAGCAGUGGCGGCACCAACAACGCUGUAGCUAGUAAUCUAUCGUCCAACGAUUUCAGCAAGCUAACCACCGAGGAGCUGAGGCAGAUCAUAAUGCGGGACGUCUGGAACAACAGAAGCAGCAACAACAACAGCCAUAACGACAACAGCAGCAACAACGGGGGGCAACGGAGAAUCCAGCAGCGCCGUGCGAGCACCGGGACCAACACCUACGCCAACAACACCAGCAACAUUAUCACUAGCAAUAGCAACAGUGCUACCGAAUUCAACAGCCGAAGCGGGAAUCCAUUCCUCAAGAACCUCGGAACCAUGGACUACCGCAACCACGUGCUCCCCCUGAGUUUGCAGCACCACAGUUCCAAGGCGCGUAGACGGGCCUCGAUGGGUGGUCUGGUCCAGGGGGGACGGCAGCCGACAUCGAGCAGCUCGGAUGCCACGAUSGACCACAUCUCUUCCACUGGUAUGUUUUCGAACGAAACCUGUGGCGAUGGAAGCAGCGGGCCGUCGGCCUUUCCCUUCCAAUCGUCGAGCGAGCUUUCGCAACAGCACGGCAGCAGCGUAUCGUCAUCGUCACACUCAAGACAGGGGACGAUGCCSGGUGAAGACGAAUCCUACAUUGCCGCCGAGAACGGAAUCCUGGCACCGUGGUCGGACCGUGCCGCCGGCUUGCUUGGCGACAUGAUGGAGCAAUCAAACGAGGACGARAAGGCCCGGAAGGCCUCCCGCAAGAAACCCAAGGACAARCCAAAGAGACCUCUGAGYGCAUACAAYAUCUUUUUCAAGGAAGAACGGAGCCGGAUCCUGGAAGCAAGGGCAGCUGGAAACGCCGCUUCCACCCCGGARGAGGUUCCACAAGAUGGCACCAGCAACGAUUCGGGGGGCAUUGGCGACAGCGGAGCAACAGGCAAGAAAGGCAAGUCSAAGGCGAAGCAGAAGGGGAAAACUGCGCACGGAAAGAUCGGCUUCGAGUCUCUUGCAAAGCUGAUUGGACAACGGUGGCAGGAACUCGACGACGAUUCCUUUGCCAUGUACAAGUCCAAGGCGAGCGUGGACAUGGACCGRUACAAMCGCGAGAUGGAGGCAUGGAACACUAAGCGCGGGRCCACUUCCAGGAAGAGGAGCUCGAGGAGCAGCAGCGGCAACUCCAGCAACGGGACGAGGCGUCGUCUGAGCUCCAGCGGAACCAACCAGGCCGAAGCGGAGCCCCRAGAAGAGCAGCUAGAGGAGCAAGCCAGUGCUCCACACAACGAUACGGAGCAGAGYGUUCCCACUGGGGGGGACUUGUCRCUGACGUCAAAGACUSAGGCGAGUGGUCCAGAUUCAAAUUCAGGCGGCAGCAACAACGGCGGUUGGGGAUUCCGGAAACUGAAAGAAUCUCGAUUGCAGUCGGCACUGUUUCAGCUGGGGGUGGAAGAGGACUAGSUAUGGUUUKCUGCAAACGAUGGCUACAGUUCAG
Pseudo-nitzschia multistriata is the source of this 2569-nucleotide messenger RNA. The record is from the annotation of a GenBank genome assembly. NCBI's taxonomy places the organism in Eukaryota, Bacillariophyta, Bacillariophyceae, Bacillariales, Bacillariaceae.